AUGGAGGAAUCUCAAGUUAAAGCGUUUUACAGUGGAAAGAACUUAUUUAUAACUGGCGGCACUGGAUUUGUUGGUUUGUGUUUGAUUGAGAAAAUAUUAAGAACGAUUCCGGAUAUCGGUAAAAUAUAUUUGUUGAUGAGACCUAAGAAAGGUAAAGAAAUAGCUGAUAGAUUACAAGAAUUUCCUGCGAAUCCUGUGUUUGAGCAUCUUCUUGAAAAUACUUCAAAGGAUAUAUUUAACAAACUUAUCCCAAUAUCCGGUGAUGUUGGUGCAGAACAUCUCGGAAUCAAUGAGAGCGAUCGUGACUUACUCAUAAAUGAAGUCAAUGUAGUCAUACAUUCAGCUGCUACCCUCGAUUUUGAGGAGAAUCUUCGUCCAACGGUCAAAAUUAAUGUACUCGGAACCAGAUAUGUCAUGGAUUUAUGCCGGCAAAUUAAAAAUCUCAAGGUUAUGAUACAUGUCUCCUCGGCUUAUGUGAAUUCAUACUUGAAAGAGGUUGAUGAAAAAGUGUAUGACAGGCCGGCCGAUCCUGAAAACAUCAUUAAUAUGGUGAACACACUGACCGAUGAUGCUUUAAACGAUGUGGAGAGAUUGAUAUUAAAAAACCAUCCCAAUACAUACACAUUCACUAAACAUUUAGCCGAGCACGAGGUCAAGAAAUGUGAAGCAUUGUUCCCAAUCACUAUAGUACGACCUACAAUGAUUGUGGCAUCUUUGAAGGAACCAGUACCCGGUUGGACUUGCUCAAAAGUCGGCCCACAAGGGUUUUUAAUGGGAGCAGCUAAAGGCGUUGUUCGUCGUUUGCCGCUAGCAAAAGAAAAUAUAGCUGAUUAUAUACCAGUAGACAUAGUUGUGAAUCAAUUAUUAGUGGCUGGAUGGAAUGCAGCUAAGGAAAAUUCCGGUCUACAAGUAUAUCAUUGUUCCACCUCAACUCAAAAUCCAUUCCGUUGGUCAAUAUUAGAGCCAGUUGUAAACAAAAUAUUAACUAACUACCCAUUGAAGAGCGCCGUAUGGUAUCCUCACUUAGCGUUUGUGAGAUCAUUAUGGCUUUUCCGUUUGUCAGCGAUCUUCAUACACUUCUUCCCAGCCAUUCUAUUGGAUAUGUUGUUAAGAAUAACUGGAGGAAAACCUAUAUUGUUCCGGCUCCACAAAAACGUUUGGAAUUCACUGAGUCGUCUCGAAGUGUUUAUUUUCACCGAGUGGAAAUUCAAUAAUCUGAGAACAAGGGAACUAUCAAAAAUGAUGAAUAAAAAGGACGUUGAACUAUUUGAUAUUGAUGUAUCAAAGAUAUAUUGGGAAGAAUAUUUUGUGAAAUUACAUCUCGGUGUGAGGAGAUACUUGAACAAGGAAACAGAAAAGACAUUACCAGCGGCCAAAACUAAAAAUAAUAUCCUGUACUACGUGCAUAUUAUCUGGCAAGUGAUGAUUUUGGGUUUUUUAUGGAUUAUAAUAUCAUUGGUUAGUGGAAUGGGUCUAACCCAAAUAUCAUGGGUUAUACCCGUCAUGUACCUGUUAUACAGCAUGCUAUAA
This is a messenger RNA of Danaus chrysippus (African queen), 1530 nucleotides long. The record is from the annotation of a GenBank genome assembly. Lineage: Eukaryota; Metazoa; Arthropoda; Insecta; Lepidoptera; Nymphalidae.